Molecule: messenger RNA, 1445 nt
Organism: Asparagus officinalis (garden asparagus)
Lineage: Eukaryota; Viridiplantae; Streptophyta; Magnoliopsida; Asparagales; Asparagaceae
Product: 26S protease regulatory subunit S10B homolog B
Exons: 10
Coding region: 61-1263 (400 amino acids)
Biological process (GO): positive regulation of RNA polymerase II transcription preinitiation complex assembly
Cellular component (GO): proteasome regulatory particle, base subcomplex; cytosolic proteasome complex
Molecular function (GO): ATP hydrolysis activity; proteasome-activating activity; ATP binding
Source: RefSeq, a predicted model, not a curated record
CUCUUCUCUCUCACUUUGUCUCUCUAGGAAAAUAUUAUUUUUAAAAAAAAGUAGAAGACGAUGAGCGAAGUUGCAGCAGAGGACGCCGCUCGCCGGCGUAACGUGACGGCAGAGUACAGGAAGAAGCUUCUCCAGUACAAGGAGAUCGAAUCCAGAGUUCGUACAGUUAGGGAAAACCUGAGAGCCGCAAAGAAGGAAUUUGCAAAAACUGAAGAUGAUUUGAAAUCCCUCCAAAGUGUUGGGCAGAUAAUAGGAGAGGUACUUCGGCCGCUUGACAAUGAACGCUUAAUCGUAAAAGCUAGCAGUGGCCCAAGAUAUGUCGUUGGAUGCCGUAGUAAGGUUGAUAAAGAGAAGCUUACAGCCGGAACCCGUGUGGUUCUUGACAUGACAACCCUCACCAUCAUGCGAGCUCUUCCACGGGAGGUCGAUCCUGUUGUUUACAAUAUGCUUCAUGAAGACCCAGGCAAUGUUAGCUACUCUGCGGUUGGUGGAUUAGGUGAUCAGAUUCGUGAACUUAGAGAAUCCAUUGAACUACCGCUCAUGAAUCCUGAACUUUUCCUUCGAGUAGGAAUCAAACCUCCGAAGGGUGUGCUCCUUUAUGGUCCUCCUGGAACAGGGAAGACAUUAUUAGCGAGAGCAAUUGCUAGUAAUAUAGAUGCCAACUUUCUCAAGGUUGUAUCCAGUGCUAUUAUUGACAAAUAUAUUGGUGAAAGUGCACGGUUGAUAAGGGAGAUGUUUGGCUAUGCCCGUGAUCACCAACCAUGCAUCAUAUUCAUGGACGAAAUCGAUGCCAUUGGUGGAAGACGUUUUAGUGAGGGAACCAGUGCUGACCGAGAAAUUCAGAGAACACUAAUGGAACUGCUCAAUCAAUUGGACGGGUUCGAUCAGUUAGGAAAGGUGAAAAUGAUUAUGGCCACAAAUCGACCUGAUGUUUUGGAUCCAGCCCUUCUUCGCCCUGGCCGAUUAGACAGGAAGAUUGAGAUUCCAUUACCAAAUGAACAGUCCAGGAUGGAGAUUCUCAAAAUUCACGCUGCUGGUAUAGCUAAACAUGGCGAGAUAGACUACGAAGCAGUAGUAAAGCUUGCUGAGGGGUUUAAUGGAGCUGAUCUUCGGAAUGUCUGCACAGAAGCUGGAAUGUCUGCAAUCCGUGCAGAGAGGGACUAUGUCAUACAUGAGGAUUUCAUGAAGGCUGUUCGAAAACUGAACGAAGCAAAGAAGCUCGAAUCCACUGCUCACUACAACGCCGAUUUUGGAAAGGAUUAGCAGGAACGCGAGCGAUCAUCAAAUAUUGAUGCUUCUCUUAGUGGUUGGCACUUGUAAGAUGCUGAUAUUGGAUUCAAGAGUUGUUAUAACUCCACCAUAUAAGUAUGCCAUCUUUUUUUUCACUUGUAAAACACUUUACAUCUAUUUCAGUAAUGAUAUUCGUUUCUGUUUGAAGACUGUUA